Pleuronectes platessa (European plaice) is the source of this 1460-nucleotide messenger RNA. Its product is annotated as beta-2-microglobulin. Lineage: Eukaryota; Metazoa; Chordata; Actinopteri; Pleuronectiformes; Pleuronectidae. Gene Ontology annotation, cellular component: MHC class II protein complex. The record is from RefSeq and is a predicted model, not a curated record. The coding region runs from base 49 to 447 and encodes 132 amino acids. Gene Ontology annotation, biological process: positive regulation of T cell activation; peptide antigen assembly with MHC class II protein complex; antigen processing and presentation of exogenous peptide antigen via MHC class II. The transcript is spliced from 3 exons. Gene Ontology annotation, molecular function: MHC class II protein complex binding.
CCCUGCUCCCGAGACUUUCACUUUAGUCCAUCAUAUCUACCAGUGUGGAUGCGCGCAAUUUCUCCGAGCUCCUGGAAAACAAAGACUCGAUCAAGCAUGAAGUUUGUUCUGUGCCUGGCGGCUCUGGCUGCAGUCUACUGCUGCGUGGACUCCACAUACAGUCCACCCAAGGUUGACGUCUACUCCACUGAAAAGGGAAAGUAUGGAGAAGGCAACACCCUGAUCUGCAACGUGAGGAACUUCCACCCUCCCGACAUCACCAUCGAGCUGCUGAAGGACGGACAGGAGAUCCCUGACUCACUGCAGACCGACCUGUCCUUCAAACAGAACUGGCAGUUUCAUCUGAUGAGGAGCGUGUCCUUCACUCCCGACGAUGGACACAAGUACAGCUGCAAGAUCACCCACAUCAGCAACGUUAAACAAUACGGCUGGGAGCCAAACAUGUAAAAUGGCAGAACAAGCCCCGCUUGGUGAGUGGACUUCUCCGGCGAGGCUUCUCCACCGGCAGGGACGUUACAUCUGAACGCCGCAGCAGGAGGCCGAUGCGUUCUCCUGCCCGGCGCCGUGAUGUCUCUCCCCGUGGAGGAGCCUGUCCAGGUGAUUUGGCUCCAGCUACAGUGACGUUUAAUCUACACAUCUUCAAUCAAAAGGAUCCCGGGCGCUGACAGCCUUUCUUGCUUUUUCUAUUUGAUCACAGAACCAAACCACAAUAUCAUAUUCAGGAAACUAUUAUUGUUAAAUGAAAUAAAAGGAUUGAACAGGGCUGCUGAUAAUUUAGACCUGUGUAGCUUACCAACUUACUUUCCAGCCUUUGAUAGUGACGAUUGCGUGUAUAGAUUUUGAUGAAGUAAGGAAAUGUGCUUGUUUAUUGAUUUUAUUGGCUAACAUAUAUAUUUGUUUGGGACCUUAACUGUUUUUAUUUCCUGAAUUUGGAUAUUGAAAUGUAAACUGCUGAGAUAAAUGAUAGAUUCAUGGGUUAGUCUUUCUGUGCUUGAUGGUAUGAGGGUGAUUUCCUUUUUCAGUUAAGAGUUUUGUUUAUUCUCAUUAAUAAAUAAAUGUCCUUUAAAAGUAUAUCUACGUCCUCACUUUUAAGAUCCAAACCUCUACAACUCACACAUUUUAUUAGACAAUAUGUGUCAUUAUGUUAAAUUUGUUUAUGACCAUUGCAGUCACUUAUUAUGAUGUGUGGCUGUUUGAAUAAAGGGUUCCACCUGAGACAGUUUGAUGUACAUGACAUGUCUCAUACUGAUUCCAUAGUUGUCUCAUGUGUUUAUAAUUUAUAUGAAUAAUUGAUGAAUGCUAAUGUUCUAGUGCAUUUGAAAUUGCUCUUUGAGUUUAACUAUCAAUAUAAAAAACAAAAUUAAACCAGGAUACCAAGUGAGGGGCAACAACAAGUUUAGAUAUACUUUCCACUUUAUGAAUAAUUUGACUAAUAAAAGGAUUUUGGUUUUAUAAUCACA